GGGGACUCCGCCUUAGCUCUAUGUAUAGACGAGUUAGUACAUAGUAUGCAUGUGAGGCAGAAUGCCGACCCAAUCUCGACCGAGCUUACUAGAGUAGGAUAGCGCGGUAGAACGGGAAAAGUAAAAAGCAGACAGACAGCGUUAGUGUGCACAUUAUUAUGCGGUCAGAUGGAUUCAGAUUACGACCUGCUGUGCCAUGAGAGAAUCUGGGAAACGGUGGAUGUGGGACAACGACCAAAAUCGUUGCGCCAACAUCGCCUCCCUUGACUAUUGGCGGGAACUCCGAUCCAAAUAUAAACUUCCAUCUUCCAGCCGAAUCCCCCCUGUUCUCGUAAAGCAAAGCAAAGCAAAGCUAGGAACUGGCAAAGGA
Molecule: messenger RNA, 370 nt
Organism: Aspergillus vadensis CBS 113365
Lineage: Eukaryota; Fungi; Ascomycota; Eurotiomycetes; Eurotiales; Aspergillaceae
Exons: 2
Source: RefSeq, a predicted model, not a curated record